This is a messenger RNA of Schizosaccharomyces octosporus yFS286, 2754 nucleotides long. RefSeq names its product cyclin Clg1. Gene Ontology annotation, biological process: regulation of cyclin-dependent protein serine/threonine kinase activity. The record is from RefSeq and is a predicted model, not a curated record. Gene Ontology annotation, cellular component: nucleus; cyclin-dependent protein kinase holoenzyme complex. NCBI's taxonomy places the organism in Eukaryota, Fungi, Ascomycota, Schizosaccharomycetes, Schizosaccharomycetales, Schizosaccharomycetaceae. Gene Ontology annotation, molecular function: protein kinase binding; cyclin-dependent protein serine/threonine kinase regulator activity. The coding region runs from base 358 to 1821 and encodes 487 amino acids. The transcript has a single exon.
GGAAUAUUUUAUUCUAGAAAUUCACGUUUCCUUAUUUCAUUGUUGGUACGCGCCCUUUUUUCCUGCGCACAACCAACUACUCAAAAACUCUUUCUUUGGAAGGUUUCUAUAUUUUUCCCUUCUAUUUAAGCAGAUUUUUGCUACAGUCGAGCUUUUUAUUAAGCCUCGUCUUAUUCGCAAGCGGAACAAGCAUUUCUAAGUCGGGAUUUGCAAAGAUAGUGUGUGGAAGCGUGUUUCAUCCAUUUGUUUUCCAGUUUCAAGAUUUUAAUUUGUUUUCUUUCUUCUUCAAGCGCUUUCUGCCUUGUUGUCCUUUUUCUUUUAUUCUCCCUCUUCUUUGGAAACAUUCUUGAUUCGACAAUGGCUUUCUCUUACCAGCACACUAAUCGCCCGCAAGCCCAGCCUUCUGCGGCUGCCCCCGGCUUUGGUAUGUUUGCCCCCGUUUUGUCUAGCAACAAUGCAAACUCUGCUGCAUCGGUUGCUGCUCUGUUGAGCCAUACUCCCAUGUACGGACUUGGCCAGCGUCGUCCGUCCUUUUUGCCUGGCGUUUCUGUGCCCGAUUCGAUUCCAGGUAAGUCGGGCAUCUCCAUCCCUUCUUCUACCUCUUCCUCCCAUCAUAUCCGUACCUCUUCCAACCAAAACAACGGUGUUUCGGGUGCUUCCGCUGCUCCUUUUCUUUCUCAACACCGUUUACAACAACGUAUCCCUCCUCCUGCUCCCACUGCCCCUUCUAAUUACUAUUGGCCAUCUUACCAACAGUCCGUCCCUGCUCCUGCCCAAUCUUCUCAACGUUAUCUAGCUCCUGAGAAGUAUCCUUUGGCUUAUCAUCCUCCUGCCCAAAAUCCUGCUCUUGGAAACCCCAUGUUGUUGAACCCUUCUGGUCAAGUCUCAUAUUCCUCCUUAAUCCCUGGCUCCCGUGGGACUACUUAUUAUGAUUCUUUACCAAAUGUCGGUACCGUGAAUUGCCCUGUUCCUCCCCAGGCUGUCAAUCCCGCUGCUUCCACAAACGUCCCUACAACCAUGGGCAACCGCUACGAUCCAACAAGCGUCUGCAAUGUUGCGCCUCCUGUUGGUCAGCGCAUGUCUCCUCAUUACCAAGCAGACCCAAACGCCAUGGAGCAAGAUGAUAUCAGUUACACGGGCGGCGUUUCUCCCAACUUGGAUUACAAGAUGGACCAAAUGGUUGAAUAUCUUUCUAUCAUGACUUGCAAACUCUAUGCGAGAUUCCUUAAUAAUGCUAGAAUGCAUUCCUUGGCUACGUCUUUACCUAAUCUAGUCUUUUCUUUCCGUAAGUUUGUCUUGCAAGUCCUGACUUCAACCCGUCUUCCUCGUGCCUCUUGUUUGUUGGCCUUAUCCUACAUUUCGGAUCGCUUGGAUGCUGCUUCUCAGUCUUCCGAAUUCCUUAACCAAUGGACAAAGGAGACUCCCUUCUUCCAAAUAUGUGCAUUGCUUACCAGUGCUUUAAUCUUAGCAAACAAGUAUUUGGAUGACAACACCUUUACCAACCAAUCCUGGUCUCAAGUCACCGGGUUCAGAACCCAAUUACUUAAUAAAUUUGAACAGGAUUGGCUUACAAGCAUGUGUUGGAACUUGAACCCAGGAUCUCGUGGUCAUAAGGCUUGGGAAUGGUGGAGUGCUUCUUAUGCGUUGUUCACUUCCUCCAACAAUGACAAUAUCAAUAAACAUCGUGAUCAAUCUCAAGGCCCUGGUCAGUUCCCUACGAAUUCUUCAACGGUAAACCGUACUUGCUCGGAUUACAAUUAUUACUAUCCCUACUCCCAAGUGGGAUACUUUCCAAUGUACACCCGUUAUGCUAUGACUUAGAAUUCAUUACUGGGUUGAGGGUACAUGGUGCCUUAUAUUUUUUUCUUUUUUUUUAUACUUUUUCCUUUUUUCCUUAGGCGGGUUAAGGAAUUGAAAGACGCUCAGUUUUUCCUUGUUUUUUUUCGUGCUAGUUCGUAUCAGAAAGAAAAAAAAACCAAAAAAAAUGAAAAACUAAAAUUGGUAAAAAAAUCUUUAUAUCAGUAUUAGUUACUUGUUGGACUUUUGUUUGCUUUUGUUUUGUUCCUAUUGGUUUAUUAUGAGCACCUUUUUAAUUGAAUCCAAACACAGGCUAAACCGUUUUCAUUCGAUAUAGAUUUUGCAAUAUACUGAUACUUUAUAUACGUUAUCUGUCAAUUCUCAGGUGCUUGAUGAAAAAAUUCAUCACAAAAUUCUUAUAUUAUCUAGUGUCGGAAGCAAUUGUGUUUGUUUUAGCUGAAGAGCUAUCCACCCUUUGCGAACUUUUGAUUGUCAUCUAUUUUGUUCCUGUUUGGGAAUAGCUCAACUUGCUUUCCGAUUUCUAAGGAUUGUAUUUACAUAAAAAAUAUGGUUUACUUGAUGGCAUUGGUAUCUCUAUGAUCUCGCCCUUGUCAAUAGGUAAAGAACAUGUUUUGCAAUUUCGUUUUCGGCUUUCUUUUCGGCUAUUCAUUUCUACAUGUGAAUGGCGGUAUAAGAAAAAGUAGAUGUGUUCUCUACCUUAUUGAUGUUUUAUUAUCUUUCGUCUAUCAAAUAUAGAGACUAUUUUCAUCAUUAUGCUUAGAUUGCUAUGAGUUGGAGAUAGUGUACAGAACGAUGCUGAUGAAAGGACCUGGGUAGUGUUCUUUUUUCCGAAAUAUCCAUGCUAUUAUCGUCAAACCAAAAUAAGUAAAUAAAUUGUUUUCCUUCCUGUUUCAUAUUAUUUAUCAAUUGAAUAAUUGUAUCAGUAGACUAUAAAAA